Messenger RNA from Pocillopora meandrina, 29477 nucleotides. Lineage: Eukaryota; Metazoa; Cnidaria; Anthozoa; Scleractinia; Pocilloporidae. The record is from the annotation of a GenBank genome assembly.
AUCAAAUAUGGCGGAAACAUGGGAAUAUGGAUGAGUUUGUUUUGUUUUUAGAAAGGACCUUGCAGAUGGACAAUUCAUUAGAUUAAGAAGUCAUGAGGGCCAGAAGCAACUCCAUUGUUCGUCUGGACUGGUAUCAUCGUCUCGUAAACCGGACAAUAUUAGAUUUUCAGGUAUGCCUUUAUCCGAAAUUGCUAUGACUGUUGAUAUAAAUCGAGUGUUUCUGGGGCAUGAAUCUUACUGUUGUUUGUCAGCUAGUUUUUGUUAAUACAAUUUUUUUUUAAGGCCUAAUUCAUUGAUAAGAAAAGAGAUUUCUAUGUGUAUUCUGCAAGACUGCUAAACAGAUGUUGUGACUUUACUUCUUUCUUGAUCUCAGGAUCCAGUAACUGGUCUGUUGCCACCGAAAAUCGACUGGAAUGCUUAUAAAUCAAGAUCUUGUGACUGUAAGGAUGCUUGGGUGCGGGACAAUGUUUACAGUAUCCUGGCUGUGUGGGGUCUGUCACUUGCUUACAGAAAGAACGCUGACAUGGAUGAGGACAGAGCAAGGGCACAUGAACUUACACAGGCAAGUCUCAUUGAAACAUUAGUCAGAGUAACUGCUUGUUGCGAAAAUUUUAUAUUUUGUAACUGUAGAUCAUUUGUAUCCAUUGGAGUUCUUUGUUCAACAUGUUCAAGAUUGUUGCUGAUAGAGAAGCUAGAGAUGUACACCUAUAAACAUGUGCAGUACGUGAACUCUAUCCCUGUAUCUAACAGUUCACACAUUUUUUGCGUAAUCUUAUCGUAAACACAUUUGUGGUCAUGUUGAAAAAUGUUAUAAUCUGAAAUAACAGCAAAUAUCUUACCACCAUAUAUUUAUUUUUCAUUUAGAGUGUGGAGCUCAGAUAGAAUUGAGCCCCUUCCUCUCUUAUUAGUACACCUGCCCUUAUUUUUUCCCUCUGAUGCUUUUCAUUUCUCUCCAUUGUUUGUGUUAGGCUGUGGUAAAGUGCAUGAGAGGUUUGCUGCUCUGUAUGAUGAGACAGGUACACGUACACGUACACGUUUAUAGAAAGUUUAUUAUUCAAAUGUAAACCUCCUGUUUCCUACAGUGUACAUGUAAGAAACAGAAUCACAGCAGGGUUGAUCUUUCACAAUGUAUGUUCAAUAGUUAGUGUUCUUGAUUUAUUUCCAGGUUGAAAAGGUUGAAAAAUUUAAGAAAUCUCAAGCAAAGGAGGAUGCCUUACAUGCAAAAUACAAUUUAAGUGAGUAAUAACAGCCUGGGCAAAGUAGAAAUUGUUUGUGAGAUUCUUUGUUUAAAUGCUAAUUGCAAUGUGAUCUGAUCAUGGUGGCAGAGACUUGUAGUCCUUGUGUUGGAGACCAUGCCUGGGGACAUCUUCAGAUUGAUGCCACAUCACUCUACCUCCUCAUGUUGGCUGAAAUGACUGCCUCAGGUACAUUUAAAGCUAAUUUACAUACAUUACUUUGUCAAGUGUAAUUUGUUACAAGUUUGUAGCUGUUUGUUUCUUUUACAACUUAAUGAUACAGCUUUGAUACUGUAAGUGUCCUUUGCCUUAUAAUUACAUAACAAAAUCAUCACAAAAAGCUACAUUCAGUUUUCCCUAAUAUUUAUACUCACUGAUUAUUUUGUCAUAUAAUUUGCUUUCUUUGUUACAUAUAUUUCAUUUUUUUUUCUUUAUUUGUAUAGGAAUACAAAUUAUUUUCACUCUUGAUGAAGUUGCCUUCAUUCAAAAUCUGGUGUUUUACAUUGAAAAAGCAUUUUGCAUCCCAGUAAGUGACUUGUAUUACGCAAUUUUGUUCAUUAUCAUACGCAUGUUCGCGCAAAAAUGUCAUAUGUUUCAAAUAUUUGCUUUCAAUUGGACAGUAAAUGAUUGUUAGUAAAUUUAAGAGAAGUUUCUCUGGUUUUUUGUUUGUUUGAUAUUUUUUGUCUGGUUUAUUUUCAGAAUUACUCCUUCCUAGUACCCAUAGAAUUAAAAAAGAUCACCAAUUUUUAUAAUAUUAAAUAAAUGUAAAAAUUGUACAUAACUUAAAUGAUCAUGAAAAAAAAACUUAUUAUUGUGAGAUGUAUUAUUAUUUUUAUUAUCAUUAUUUUAAUGAUUAAAAGUAACUAAUACUUAUCAUAGUUUUGAAUUUUGAACAUGUGCUACAAUGUAUAUACAGUGUAUUAAAUGUUAUCUGUAUGAUGUGUGCAUUCCUAUAUUUUCAGGACUAUGGUAUUUGGGAAAGAGGGGACAAACUUAAUCAUGGCAUGCCAGAGCUAAAUACAAGUUCCAUUGGAAUGGCAAAGGUUUCUUAAUUUUGCACUUGAUUUGACAACAAGACGUUUAUAAAUGCCUACACAUACCACCUGCCUAAUUAACACAUAUACCCAAGUCAUGUACACUGGGUUGUGUAAUCUACAUUAUUUUUAAUCUCACUUUUCAUUUUUAAGGCAGGGUCUUUCCAAGGGUACACUGAGCAUUUAGGAGUGUUUCAAAUGUUUUCAGAGUCUCAUUGAGCAUUUUAAAGCAUUUUAAAAUUCAUGUAGAGAAUAUUUGGCUCCUCAGCAAAUUUCAAACAGAUGCAGUAACAACAUACUCAAAACCAUUAAACUAAACAGAAUGACCCUAUUGUAUAUUUAGCAUGCAAUAAAAACUAACCAAACAUAAUUUGUAUGCACCACUUGCAUCUUAAAGCCAGUUAUAUUGGAAAAACUGACCAAACAGUUGUCAUGAUAAAGACUAAGAUCACCUGAACACAAAGGACAUUUGGCUGUCAGUCAAGUGGUCAGAAAAAUUUCAGUCUCAGUCACUGUUAAAAUUUCUUCCAAGGAAUACCCUCACUUGGAUGAUCUCAUUGUACUGUGAACCCCAUUGUGAACCCAUUGUGAACCCAUUGCUGCUACAGGAAAAGGUUGUAGUCUUACUGAAAUGAUUGAGUUCACCCUCUUUAAUUUCUCUAGAUCCAUCCCUGAUUCACUCAAAAAGUUUUUUAAAGGAGAGUUGUAAUGAGUCUAAAAUCUGAUGUUUCGAGCAUUAGCCUCUCCUCAGAGAUAACUACAUGUACAAGGGCUAAAGCUCGAAACAUCAGCUUUUAAACUGUUUAUGGUGGCCAACUUAAGUUAUCAACUCAGUUAAUAAUACCAAAUUACCCUGUUAUACCCUCCCACUAUCACAGCACCACAGUUUCUUUAGAAACUUACCCCCUCCAUUUAAGGGAGAGCUUGAAUGUGUGUAACUUUUUGAAUGGUGUUGUAAUGGGUUUGCUUUUUUUCUAUCCAAAGGCUGCUCUGGAAGCAUUAGAUGGUUUGGAUUUAUUUGGCCCAGAGGGAGGACAUGCCUCUGUUAUCCAUAUUCUUCCUGAUGAUAUCCAGCAGUGUAAGGUAAGUACAGUGACCAAAACAUCUGCCUUGACUGGCUUAUUUGAGAUGUUUGAUAAAAUACUUUGAAAGUUAUACCAAACAUUUUAUAUUAAUCACUUUUCGUUUGGCGAAUUCCUUUGUUAGAGUGGAACUUGUUUUCUCAACAUACUGGGUUCAUAUUGAAAUGUGGAAAUUUUUUGAGGCAAUUUGGACAAACAACUGAAUAAACAACAGUAAUUUGUGUAUUUUUAAACGAAUUCAACUUUUUUAAACAGUUACAGUAAAUUUCCCCAGAUUUAAAUCAAUCAGCACCUUGCACAUUAUGACAAUGAAUGGAGUAUAAAAUAUUGAGAAAAGGUUUUUUAAAAAUGUGCUCUGCUGUACAGCGUUUUCUCUCUUACAUGUAUACUGUUUGUUAUAUUCUUACUAGGCUAUUUUACAGUCAAUGGUACCAAGAGAAUCCAAUUCCAAGGUAAAGCACAGUAUGAUUGCUCAUAGGUAUUUAUUUAAUACUGUAGUUAUUGAUUGCAUCUAUAGUAUGACUGUUAUUAACUUUGAUGUUGAGAACUUUGGAUCAAUAAUAGUGAUAGUAGUUCAAAAUGUACAAUGUAAUAAAUUUGAGAAUUUGCAUUUUCCUUACUGUACAUGUCCAUGGUAGAACUGGGGUAUUGUAGUCUAUUAACCCUUAAACUCCCAUGAGUGACCAAGACAGAAUUUCUCUUUACAAUAUCAAUACAAUAUCAACCAGAUAAGUGAUGAGGAUAAAAAAUAUCAAUUUGGGGAUAAUAAGUUGAUCCAAUACUAAAUUCUCUGAACUAACAUUACAAGAAUUGUAUGGUUGAAAGUAAAGAGAACAAUAAAUUUGAACAGGGAGUUUAAGGGUUGUCAUGCUACUUAUACAUUGUUGAAGUUUUCUAACAGAGUGUGGGUCUUGACAGUAGUGUAGAUAUGAAAUAAACUGUUUAAUCUUACUGGCCUAGUGAAGAAGCAAGAUAGCAAGUUAAAGUGAAAAAAUAGGUGUUUGCCACGCACAUUUUCAUAUUGAAUCUUCUUGUUACUUCAUAAAGUUUUCAAAAGAUUUGUAAAAUAAUUAAUAUUAAUAACAAUUAACACCAUGUAUACAUAUGUACAUGUAGUUGUAGAACACUUUUAACUGGAUUUUCUGGGGCUAAGUGUACAGUGUAGUUCACUGUACAAUCAUGUAGCAUACUCAGUUUUCCCUUUAUAACCUUUCAUAUCAGUAUAAUGUGAUUAUUUCAAACAUGCUUAUUUUUAACAGGAAGUUGCUGCUUCUGUUUUGAGUGUAAUUAGUUUCCCAGCUUUUGCCGUUGAAGAUGCAGAUCUAGUCAAAGAAUCUAGGGAAAAAAUAAUUUCAAAACUUCAGGUCUGUUGAUAUGUGUAUUUUUUGUUCAAUAUUACAUCUUGUACAUGAUUUAAUAUAUUUUUAUUUUGACAUGGUUUAGUUGAUGUUGAUGGUGAAGUCAUCAAAAUUGGGUUUGAUCAAUUUAAAUGGAAAAAAAUAGCUGAUCAACAAUACUCAUGUCUUUCAUCCUUGUAAAUAGUUUUCUUAUCAUGAUAUUAUGUUAAAGUUGCUCUGUACUUGAAGGAUAUCACAGUAUUUUGAUCUCAGCCUUGAUAAGUAUGAUCUAAUUACAGAACAUUCUAUUACUUCAACUUUGUGCAAUAGCUAUCAUGUUAAAUCUUUCUUCCAAUCUUUGAUGAAAGGGUCGAUAUGGUCUUACUCGUUUCAUCCGAGAUGGUUAUAAAACUCCACUUGAGGUUAGUGUGUACUCUUACAAGGUUGGUCUAGAUUGUUACUGACUUAUGACAGUUGCAUCCUUGGUCCUACUUCUUACACUGUGAUUUAAACCCUUUGAUCCCUAGGAGUGACUAAAAUCUAAUUUCUCCUAACAGUAUCAGCCAUUAAUUACACAUUAUGGUCACACGAGAAAAGGAAAUGAUCACCAGCUAAAGAAGCUCUCCUUAAAUUCUCCUUGUCAGCACUUUGGGAAAUGUAUAGAGAACAGUAGGGAGAAGAUAGUUGGCAUACUGAUGUUAGGGUGUGAAGGGUUGAUACCAUUAGUAUUACUACAAAUCACUGUGUUUGCAGAGGGUGAAGACAACCUGUUCUUAAACACAAUGAAAUUUUUUUUCUUCAGGACCCAUUCAGACUUCAUUAUGAACCAGCUGAACUGGAGAUCUUUGAGAAUAUCGAAUGUGAAUGGCCAUUGUUCUUCUGUUACCUCCUUCUUGACGGUGUAUUUCAUGAUGAUGAGGAGCAGGUAAGUCUCAACUAAUGUGUUGGCACUUUGAGUUUUUGGUUCUUCUUCUUCUUUUCUUUUUUUAAACAUAACAGUACAUUUGAGGCAUUAACCCAAAUAAACCAUUGAUCCUUUUUUGUUCAGCCUGUAAUCUGCUUCCAAUUCAGUUGAAAAACUCUCUGUGCAGUCCUGCUUUGUACAUGUAUUGUUUUAUUAAUUUAGCACUAUAAUAAGAUUUUUUUUUUAAAUGAUCAAAAUUAAUGUUUAAUUAUUGAGAUUAAUGUCUUGCUGCUCAGAAUGCAUUCACUUGUCAUGUACAUGGAAAUAUUGAUUUAAAUAAUAAAAAAAAAUUAAAUAUUUAUAUGUUUCAUGGCAUAAAGCUUGAUCAAUGGAAGCCAGACUGGAAAAAGGCAGCCAUCUUAUAGACACAAUAUACAUGUAAAUUGUUGAUACAAUGUAUCAGUUACUCUGGGCAAUCAGGAGGAUGUUCAUGAUGAUGUUUUGAGUAUACUCUUGCUACUACUCAGAAUUUUUCUGUGAAAGCCAACUGGCAUAAGCUAUUUUUGCCUAGGCAUCAAGAAUAUUCUCCCCUUGCUCAAUCAAAACUAUCUUCGUGCUACCACAUGUCUUAGCAGAAAAAGCCUUUGAUUGUAUCUGAGCUGUUCUCAAGGAAGUGCCGUCUCACCACCAAAUGCAUUGAUUUGGAAUGUCAUCUUUUCGUAUUCUUUUUGUGUAUUCCAAGGAUCACUUUGUCAUUUGGUCCAAGCAUUGAAUUUGUCUUCUUGAACCUUUAUUACACAGAAAUAAGUGCAUAGAUUGUUUCAGUUAAUUUUUUUUAUCCAAAUGGUCAUGGAUACUCUGAUAAAGACUCUUUAGCCAAAGCAAUGGCAGCAAUUACUCCUUGCAUCCACUUUUCUCUUCUUGCUUGGAACCAGAGCUGAUGAUUGAAACAAAAAAGAAACACAAUUUUUCUGCAUUAGAGUAUCAGAAAGACAGUUUAGACAAUGGGCAGUGUUAUAGUGUAUCUGUUGCUAUCACAGUAUACAAAAGGCCAAACAGUUGUAAGACAAUUCUUAUGACCAAAAAAUGGUUCUUGGUGUGAUAGUAUAUAACAUUAUAUGAUUCGAGGUACAUGUUUAUUUGCAUGUAUGAGUCAAACCCUUUUCAUCACUAAACAGCCACAAAAUUCUAAACACUUGUAACAUGAUUUUUUCAUUUGACUGGGUUUUCUUCUAGCUUGAAAGCAGGUUUUUUUGUACUGAAAAGAAAAGUGUUCAAUUUUCAUUGGUAAAAAAAUAGCUAUAAUAUAUUGUUGUUGAUACAUAUGUACAUUUACAUGUAGGGUUUUCUUAUAUUGUAGACCUUUGUGAAACUCAUUGACAUUCUGUCACUUUUGUAACAUUUUGUUUAUCAGAAUGACAGUAUUAUGUUCAGGAGAGCAGACACCAAGACAUGCUCUGUUAAAAGAUAUUUUAUAGAGGGUGAACAUUGAUACUAGGGCAAAAUUAUUGUUUUUACCUCCACAUCUCUAGUUAGCAAGUUGCUUUCCAUUGCUAUAACAACAACUCUUGUUUUAUCCGGCCACUUUUGAUGUAAAAACUUGCUCUCUAGUUUGUUGAUUUGUUCAAUGGAAAAGUGUUCCGGUGCUGUGGGACUCACAGGAAUAGUUCUAGAGGUGUGAACUUUGCUAUGGUUGUUUGCUGGAAGAGAGACUUGAACCAUUUUGUCCUCUUGUUUUCUCAUGGCAUGGUUUCAUUGAUCAAAUCAAAAUAUCUGUACCUUAGCUGCAAUGCUAUGUGGUAGUGAUGUUUGCUCUGGGGUGGAAUACACACAAAAGAUUCAGUUGUUGUCUGGUGUUUUUUGAGAGUCGAAAUCAUCCAUGAAUAUUACAAGAAGGAUUCAAACCAGAGAUCUUGAAAUGUUUGUGGCAUGUACAACAUAUUACAGAGUAAAGAGAUUACCAUGAAUGCCAGAUGUUUUGUUGGUUCUGUUCUAAGUAAACAUCAAAAUUUAAGAAUUGUUCUGUCAGUUCUUUGUUCCGUGCCUUCCAUUUAUCUUCAUCCAAUUAAAUAUUUAUUUAAUUGGCAUGGCGUUAACCACAUUGAUAUUGCUUUUCUGUUGAACAAAUACAAGUGCACUGACAUUUUGCUAUCUCUGUAAACAAUCUGGCCCCCCGAAAGGAAAUACUCCUAUUCAGAAAGGCUUAAAUUCUGGAGCUUUUAAUGACAAUGUAGCAAUCAUUGAAUUUUUUUUUCAGUUCUCAUGAAAUUACUCUACAUGUUUUUACCAUUGUGUUUUUAAUCUAAAAUCAUUUAAAGUCUUUUAUGCAAAUUAUGUCUCUAGCUAUUGUGGUUGACCACUGGUUCUGUUAAUCCUUAUGGUCUACCUAAUUGUGUAGCCUUUUGUCUCAAACAAUCUCUUCUUUGUUUACCAAAAAGGGUGUUUAAUAGAGGGUGAGGAACAGUAAUCUUCUUGAAUACCCUUUUGUCAAAGAGGUUGUACAUAUAGUAUAUGUCAGAAUUUUAAAUUGUAAAGUACAUCAAGAAAGAAUUUGAUUUAGAAAUAUGCAGCACAGUGAUAUUGAAUUUAUGAAUUUAAUUAUACUCAGAAGAGUAUGUGAACGAAAAUGUAGGGAUACCAUGGUUUAAUAUUUUGUAAAAUUUUCAAUUAUGAAAUAUUAUCAUAAAGGAGCCAUGACGUGCUGUUAAAUUAAAUUUUAACUGCUGAAAAAAUUGACAGGAUACAUUAAUUUUUUUUUCAAACAGAAUGUGUAUUGUUAAACAGGUCAUUGGAUAAGAUACAUUUUUUUUUUUCAAACACAGAAUAUGUGUUGUUAAACAGGUCAUUGAAUAAAGAAUCAAGCAAUAAAAAUGGAUUUUUUUGUGUCAUCCUGCCAUUGAUAUUAAACAAUAUAAAAUACCAUAAAUUUGUCCAUCGAUUAUUUUUUUUCUUAGCUACAUUCAAUUCAAGCCAUGCAUUUACAAUCGUGAAAUACUUCAAAAUAAACAAUUUUAACAUCAAUGUGGAUUUUACAUCUAUUGCCAUAAUGAUAAUUUGUUGCUUUGAAAAUAUGACAAUUAUCAAAGAUACAUGUACACCUUUAGAGAGGAAAUUCUGAAGUGCAUGUACAUUAACUAACACUGGCUUCCAUUUUUUGUUUUGUUCUGUUAAAUUUUUUUUUUUUUUUUGGCAUUUGAGGAAUUCUUAUCUAAAUAUAUUAGCUGAAUUUGUGGUCUGGAGUCAAGUAUUUUAAGCGCAUAAUUUAAACGCACAUGGAAGGUGCUGCAAAAUUGAAUGUCAUUUUUGGCUGACCUGGAGAAUCUUCAUGAUAACUAUGUUCCUGUGCUCUCUUAAUUGUAGGUCAGAGAAACUAAUGAUUACAGAGGUUUGAGUAAAAAAGAAAAACUUGGAGAACCUGGUGCAAGUAAUUUAGUGGUCAAAAAUAUAAUUAUAUUUAAGUCAUGUAUUUCUGCAUCUUAGGUGAAAACAUACACAAAGCUGCUGGAACCUCUGCUUGUGCGAGAUGAAGGUGGUCUUCCUUUAGUUCCAGAAUUCUUUUAUGUACCCAGGGACAAGGUUAGUCAAGCAAAGUAGAGUUUAUCUUAAGUUACAUGUACACUGAUUUUAGUAUUUUCCUCCUUUUAUUUGCUUUAAAAAUUUUUGGAACCAAAUUCAAUAUUUUUUCAAGCAUGGAAAGCUGGAAGGAAAUCAAUAACUUACCUUUAGUUAUUUAAAACUCAAUUCAUGCAUGAAAUGUCCAUCAAAUAUCUAAUGUCUUUUAAAUAUCUCUUGAUAAUUCGUGUAGUACUUUUCUUAAAGUUCUUGUUGCUACUAUACAGACACUGUAAUUUUGAAGUGCAGUUUUAUCACAUUGUAUAUAGAAUAAAAUUUUGACUGCCUAGAAUCCCAACUUGAUUGUGGGUUGAAAUUGUUUUCUGCACACUGUUCACUUGGUCAUUUUUAUUUACACCCCAACAUCAAUAAGCAUAUUCUCCCCACUUUUCUCUAUACAUUCCCAGUGGUACUGACAAGGAUAAUUUGUUUAACAAUCAAGGACUUCUUUAGGUGGUGAUCAUUUUGUUUAUUCUUAUGACCGUAAUGUUUGCUUCAGGGGUGGUAUUGUAAGGAGAAAUUAGAUGUAGAUGCUAGUCACUCUUAGGGGGCAAAGAGUUCAGCAUGUCUGAUGUUUUAAGUGCACAGCGGUUACUGCUUGGAGCUCAAAAGACAAUCUUAAUCAGAAUGGCAUUUGUGACCUUCAAUUUUUUUUCUUUAUUGCUUUUGUAGAGGUAUCUUUAGUUAAGAUCUACUGGGAACUUGUUAAAAGCAUGUCAACUUUACGAAAUUGAAUGUUUAUGCGUGUUGUGACCAUUUAAGGUUGAUGUUGAGAAAGCUAAUCCGCACAGUGUGGAAAGGAAUUGUGGGGAAUAUGUGUUGCACUUGUGGUCUCACUCGCUCUAUGUUCUGGCAUGUCUGCUUAAAGAGGUACAUGUACAGUAAAGUAAGAGCAUAAUUACACAGCAAGAGAUCUUUUUCAAUUAGCCUGUUUGGCAAGAGCAGGACAAAAAUCACUUAAUGCAGAUUGAAACUACCUGUGACCCUGAUGCCAGUGCAUUACUGAGUUUUGUUACAGUUCCUCAUUUUGUGGAGGGAACCUAUUACACUGGUGCAUUGUAGCAUGCACAUUUAUUAGUGAAUCCAUUUUCCAGGGUUAUGCAUAGGAAGUACGCAUGCAUGUGGGCACUGUCUCUUUGCUAGCUUUCAUGGGCACUUGAAUAAAGUUAUUAUUUAAAAAUUAUAGCUCAGUUUAAGUUGCAUAUAAUUUAGUUGCCUUUUGGUAAUAGUUUUAUCGAUUCCUUAAUUUUAUAUGAUUUAUUGUUUCUGCCAACAGAACUUUAUCGCAGUUGGGGAGAUUGACCCUCUUAAUCGUAGACAUUCGACCGACAAAAGACCAGAUGUAGUGGUGCAAGGUCAGUGUACUAUCUGCCCUCGGCUUUCCUACCAUUCGCUCUUACAAAGGGCUAACCCCGAAACGUCAACCUAGAAUCUCUUUACGGUGGCCAAUUUACGUUGUCAACUCAGUCGAUAAAACCAAAUUAUCAUACAAUAGUGUAAGUUCAGAUCUUUCCCUCGCCCUCUCGUGAUACAUGUUUGUCAGAUUCCUGGCGACCUCUUACUGACUCGCUUCGCUUUGCUCAAAGGGGGCCUGGUUUGUUGGCCAACCUUCAAAGCGGCAUUUACAGCAGAUAGGAUUUGAAUAGAUGCAGAAGCGAACGUACGUAUUGACGGACAAUAAAUAAAAUCGCGUUGCUUUGCAAUUAUAAGGUGAAUUUGCUGGGAAAUGAAGUCGAAUACGAAUCCUCUGCUGCCUAUGAUCUGACAUGCAAUACCCACCAACUCUUCAUGUAUUUUAGAGUUUACAAACAGAGUGGAUCCGUGUUACUAUAGUCUUGUUUUUUUUUGUUUUUUUUUCGGUCUGUCUUUUGUUUGUUUGAUCCGUUUUUGUUUGCCUAUAAGUAUAGUUUUAUAGUAAUAUGUAAUGAUUGAAUACUGAGUUUUUGCAUCCAUGUAAAAGGUCAAGAGGCAUGGUUUGCGUUGGUAUGGAGCCACUAGUUGUUUGCACGAAACACAGAAUUUUGUUUCAUUGUUUAGUAGUAUCGGACUGAAUCAGGAACCUACAUGGUUAAUGAGGCGUUUUAGAAAAAUAAGAGCGAUGUAGUGACAUAAAUUCAUUCAUGGAAUACAUCCUGUCAUAACAUGUAUUGAGAAGUAGAGUUUUAAUAGUAGGAGGAAUUCUCAAAAGAAGACAGAUGAUUGUGACCCAAUCAUUCUGCACUGUCUUAAUUGUACUCUGUGCUACGUUUCAUAUUUACCUUCCUUUCAAAUGGACAGUGUCCCUGCUUGCUGAAGAUGAGUUGGUAAGAAGUCAUUUGAGAAAACUUGAUGUCCCUGUUAAAGUGACACAGAAUGUGGGCCCAAUUCAGGUCCUACCAGCUCGCACCCUCAGCUCCAUGUACCAGCAGCUUGGUAAGCAACAAAAUUGGAAUGGAACAAUUGAAGAAUUGAUAGUUGUACAGUGCCAAAAUAGAAGUAAAUUACUAACACUGUACCCCCACGGGGAUACCAAACCUAACUUCCACCGGUGGUAGCCGAUGUAUUCAUCCUUAAUGAAGUGUUAGUCCAUUCCACACACCCCCCCGCUCCCUUCUAUCUAUGUUUCCAUGAAAGUUAAUGGUACGGAUUGAUCUAUCCAUAUUCCUGAGUCACCAGAAGCAUAGUUAGUCUCACAAACCAACACAGUGGCUUUGACCGAGGCUUAAAACCUGAAAUUUCAAUGCAGAGUCCAACAUUAAGUCAUGAGCGUACUGUCUCUCUUACACUAACCAUGAGGCUACUAGAAUCUUGCGCGUGUUGCAGAUGUGUAGCAACCACAUUGCAAACAAAUGCACAGUGUUGAAAGGAUGCUGCUUUUAAGUUAGGGGGUGCUCUCGUGUCCGUUGUAUCUUUUAUCUUUUAACUCAGUGUUCUUCAAUUAUGUCAUUACCUUAAAUGUUAACUGGAGAGUUUUUCUGCCAACUGUGAAGUGUCGUUAAAUUUUAACUAUGACUUCCUUUUCGCAGGGAAAAAUCUCAAGUUAGAUCUGACAGGCAGGUAAGUCGCAAUAACAGAAAACCCGUCGUUGUUUCCUUUGUUGGUGGUGGUGGUGGUGGUGGUGUCGUUGUUUGAUAGGAUGGAGCUAAGUUGAUUCGUUCAUCAUCUUCUCUCUAUCACUUUAGAAGUCCCGGUUAUUAGUGUUUGGUUAUUCACUUUUCAACAUUUAUUGCAUUUUCUUUGCACAUCGAUCGAUUUCAGUUUUUUGCCCAUUUUCUUUCUUUCAGGCCAAACUAUAACAUCGGAGUCUUAGGAACUAGCAUGUUGUACAAUGUCGGAAACUCCAUUUUGGCUUUUACACCCCAAGUGAGUUUAAGAAACUUCGUCAAUUUAAAUCACGCGUUACUGGUGUCUAUCGGAGACCUCAAACGGUGUGACCAACAGGAGAAAUAGAAAAAAUGAGUCGCCAAAUUUACUUUUCUUCUGCUACGGUAUGAUAAGUUUUUGACCAAUCUGAGCAUAUGUGCAGAAAUCGUGCGUCGGUUAAUUGGCCUAAGAAUUUGCAUGCUGAUCGAACUAUGUUAUGGUUUCGCUGAAGUUUCUUGUUGAUUGAAAUGUAUCUUUAUUUUGACGUAAAAGAAAUAUGCUUUUCCAAAGGGAAAGGAGGGGAAACGUCUGGGAGCGAACUUGUUUUACUUCCCUGAGGAAGCGAACUCGCAAAGGUUGUCGGGAGCGAAUUUGCAAUGGGGCUAAACCUCUAUAAACCUUUUAGUUAAGCAACGUACCUGACGUUAAUAUUUAGCAUUCUUUUUUGUUGCUGUUUUAGAUACUCGACUAUCACCAGUUUUACCUAGCUCUUGAUAAUGAGUUCCUUGCUGAUCGGAUCAAGUCACUCGUGGGUUUCCUCGGAGCUAAUUGGAGAAGACUCGGAAGACCGAUUCUCACAAUGACGAUCACUCACUCAAUGUUGGGUAUGUCGACACGGCUGUUCUAAGCACUCUUAGUACUAAAUAGCUAUCGCGUGAAUUCGUUUUUACUCAGAGCAAAUUCCUUUACCAUGAGGAGGUCUUGAAUGACGGAAAAUUUGGGACGGUUUCAUUUCUUUUCUGGUCUCGUUCUCUUCAGCAAGAACAGUAUCUUUGUUGGUGACAACCACAAAUCUUGAAGCUACAAUUUUAUCGAGAAAGUGGCAAAAUAGCAACUUCUCUGGACAAUUUGACCUAUAGUGCCAGCGUAAGCCAAACGGAAAUAUGAUUGACCCAUCAAAUUUUGAACAGUCUAUUUGAUCGGACAAUUCUACUGCUAUAGUGGUAUGUCAUUUAUGGCAGUGAACAGCUUUAAUCUUUAGUCAUGUCUUUAUCACCAUGAUGUCCACUUAUAACAAGUAACAAAUUUUGAUAACCCUUAUAAAUAGCGUGAGAAUGACUCUCUAAAUUCUCCCGCUUAAACACAGUACAAGGUACAACUGCACACAAAUAACGAACUUCGUUUUUACCAAGCAUUUUCGUUUUUUUUCUCCGAGGGCUUUUGAGAUAACAGUAAAUAUCAUUACAUAUACAAGGGCAGUUCAAAACGCGUGUGUAGGUAUUCCAAAAGAAUUUUCAAAUUCAUUUUCUUCGUCCAACAAGUUCCUAAAUGUGAUUAUGUUUUUAUUUUCAGAGGACUCCCUCAAUUCAUCCAUUUCCAAGAUGAUUAUGAUGCUGAAGAGUGGCUAUAUAUCUGGAGUCAGGUAGAAUCACGGAAUGUUUUAUUAUUGUUAUUAUUAUUAUUAUUAUUAUUAUUAUUAUUAUUAUUUUAUUAUUAUUAUUAUUGCUAUUUAAUGAGAAAGAUUGUAAGUUUUGAGCUCGGUAAAGAAAUAAGUGAAAGAUGUUUUUUCGUCUUGUCACGAGCGUGGGACAAAGAAAAUAUUGAGUUUCCAUGAGGAAUCGAACCACUGACCUUCUGAUUCUGCGCUCCGAUGCUCUACCACUGAGCCACAGAGACUCCAUGGUGAGCAAAGCUCAUUACGAAGUUCAAUUAAGGCCAGUCAGAAUAGGGGUUUAAGCUCAAGAGCUCAUACUAGGAAUUCAAAGUUGGUAGGCGUAAACAAACCGUAAGUGCGGGAAAGGAGAGGCACGGUGACAAACAGUAUCAUCUACAACUGAUUGGUUGAGAGAUCGGAGCGCGGUCAAUCUUACAGUGUGGUGAACUGUAACCCAAAAUUAAUGCAAUCCUGUAGUACUUUCAACUAUUAGUAAAAAAUUACUCUGAUGUAAUUUAUGUUUUGGACAGGGUUCGUCUUGGGUAUCUGUCAGAAUUUUUGAGCACGUCCUGUAUUACAGGUCUGCAUUUUAUUGAGGACACUGAAGAGGGUGAGUGGGUUGAAGUGGGUUUGAAGUUUACUUUGUAUUUCAAGUUAUACUUUGCAUACAAGGAAUUUUUUAAGUCGUACCAGAAAGCACUCAAAUUAAAACAUCACACGCUGCAUACAGUCAACUGUUCGUCAACACUUUUUCUCGCGCAUCGCGAAUUAAUUCAAGCAUAAUAAACACAAUAGCCUCUAUUUUGCGCGAAAGUAUGUACGGAUAUUUAUCCGUGGAAAACAUGUGUUCCAAGAUGCGAACGAGUAAACACGGUUGUAUGUUUCAAGAUACUCUGCAAGCUGCUACUUCAAGACGCUCACAGUUUUUCUCGAGCUUCGCUCUCAGAAAACUGUGGGCUUCGAGGAACUGAUAUUUUUCGUAAAAUUGAGACUGUUGUUGUUUAUUAUACGUCAAAUAUUUUGCAAUACGCGUGAAAAAAAUGUUUACGAACAGCGGUCUGUGUUCAGCGUGGAAUGAUUUCUCCUGGCUGUUUUCUGGUACGACUUAAUGAACAAAAAAAUAUUUCCCUUCUUCUGUAACAACCACAAAACCCUCACUCAUCUUGAAUUAAAUUUGAAACGAAGACUCAUCAUAGUGGACGUAAAGUUUGAAAAUUGGGGAAUAUCGAUUAGGUGAUACUCUCGGAUAUCAUUCAGUUUUAGCUGGGGGAUAUUCGUUCACGUGCUGCGUUAGACCAUCGUACAAGGGCAAAAAUAUUAGAUAGAUCAUAGGCUUGGAUAUUCUCAUUACACAGCAUUCUUUAUUGCCUUAGUAUUACUUACUUUGUUCUGAAAUCCUUUGACCCCUGUACCUAGCAUUAAAUUUCUUCAGCCCCAAAUCGCAAAUUUAGGUCACCAGAAUGAAGGAACUGAUUACCAAGUAGUUCUUGAUUGUUAAACAUAUUCUCCUUGUCAGCACCUUAAGAAAUUUAACGGACAACAGUAUGGAGAUGAAUGCGUACUGAUGUUAGGGUAUGAGGGGUUCAUAUGAGGUAUUUAUUUGUCUGUGAUAAUAGUUCCGUCGUUUAAACGAGUGGAUUCUUUGCUCCUGCAGUUUUUAGGAGACAUAGAAGGUUACGGGUACCCAGUGACUUGCUGCUGCGAACUGAUUCUGAAUCAGUCACAUCGGGAAGAGUAAGUUUUAGUGCUUGGUACAUUGAACUGUUUUCUGCAAGGUAGGAAUUUUUUUAUGCAGAGAAACACUGACGUAUACUCUUGGGUUAGACACACACUUAGUAGGUAAAAAUAUGCCCCAAUGAUUGAGGAGGAUAGAAAAGAUUAAGAACUGUGUCAAUUCACGCGGAAGGCCUCGGAUCGAAUGGUCGGGGUUUGAAUUCUGACUCGGUCAUUGUUAUGUUCUUGGGCAAGACGCUUAAUUUUCACAGUGCCUACCUCCAACCAGAACAAACCAUCAGUGAAGCCCGACGAAAUGCUGGAGAAGCUUGAAAAGGUAACGGGAAGCAUCCCGUCCAAUGGGGUCGGUAGGCAAUAAAACCUUCCUUUUGCAGAGAAAAUGGGGUAAAUUUGCACAUUCCUCCCCAAAAUGAAAUUUUUUUAGAUGGAAUUUUUAAUCAACCUUGUCUUGCUAUUGUUGUUACAGAAUCGAGCUUAUAGCACUGCUGGUCAUAGCGCGGUAAGAAGAAAGUCCAGUUACAAGGGUUUGGUUAAAAGAAGUAGAAGCAUCUCAGUGUACCACGAGCCAUCUGGUGGUACAUCUCGUAAGUUACUCUUAAUGAUUGUUUUGUAUUAUAUUUCACGACUUUACGAAACGUCUGCAGAAAUUCCCAACUGAGCGAUGAACGUAAUCUGGCACUGCACUAGAUUCGUUUCGCGUAGCUCUGUGAUUGAUUUAGAAUCCUUACGCUAUCGUCUCAAUCAACCACUCUGAUGCCAAUCCAAAACCAGUCGUAUUUUGGUCAACUCGUGUUAUACCGCGCCAGAGCCGGCAAAAUGUGGGCACUCGGAGUUAAUUUGGCUCAGGAAAUUUUCUUUUUUUUUUUUCGAUUGGCCGUAAUAAUUACAAUAGAGUUUAUUUUCAUGACAAUCGAACAAAAAGCCCUCUAAUGUUCUCAUGCUUAGCCUUGGUCAGAUUUGUUUCCUAUGAAGAAAUACUCCUUCCAUUGUUCAAAAUAUUUUGCGCACUAUUUUUUAGUGCGUCACCUAAUUUUUAUAUAACUAGCUGAUUAUUUAAGUAGAUAUCCUUUAGAAGCAACAUCUGUGAGUCUACUUCUGGUGUAAACAUUAACUUCUUUGUGCUGUUAGUCUUGUACGUGGCUUUGAGCAACGCAUUUAUGUUAAAUUAUGAACGCAUACAACUCAGACGUCGGGUAAUUCUACAAUAAAUCUAACCAUUUAAACGCGUAAGCGAUACAGCAAUGUCUGUGACUUUGUUCACGGUGUUAUCGUUUACUUUUCUGUUGAGUUAAAUUUUACUUAACUUACGUGAGUGCAUGUAUGUUUAUCAGAUAAUAUUCCUGCGACUUAAAGUGACUCCAUAGUAUUACACUGCAAAUAACAUUGUACGUUUAGGCGAAUAAGCAAGCGCAAAUUCCGAGAACGUGGCCAAUUUUUGUCAAGCUUGUUUGUCUGUUUUUUUUUUUCAUAACAAUGUACGAAGUAAACAGCUACGAUGAUCUCUUGCUCUAGAACGAGCAAAGUGGCCUAUACUUUCUUCUUUAAAUUAGAAAAAUAACGGAAAAAGUAAUCGCAAGGGAAAAAAGGUAUAGCUAAAAGCGUGUCUGCGGAAAUGAAUGGAACAACCAGGCUUAAUGUGGUCGAAUAUUCAUUUGCUCUUUAUUUUGAGGCAGUCUUUUGCCGUUGGUUGGGGGAAACACCAGAAAGUCCGGGGUACGUCAAGUUAAGUAAUGAAAAUUUUGUGUUAGAAGUUACCAACCCCGCUAUAUUUUGACGUGAAAAGAAUGUCUUAGAAUGGAAUCCGAUUAAUUAAUCUUCAUGUUAAGUUUCAAUCUGCCUUAUCAUCCACCAACAUAGUACUGUACACUCCCGGCAUACUUUAGGAAACCUCUUUCACGUGGUCGUCCUUUGAUCAAUCUUUCCGUCAUGUGUCACGCACUCCACUAACAUGCACUUGUCACGUGAGUUUCAGCGACUUGGAAGUCACCUCAGUCGCCUUCACCUGACACUGAUGAGGACUGUGGCCCAUCACUGCCUACCUGGGGUACCGAUUCAGGUACUAAGAGGGCUAUACGUUUCCUGUUUCAGUUUUCCUCCUUUUAUAUUAUUUUGUUUAGUUUGUUACUUUGUUUGUCUGUCUGUUUGUUUGUUUGUUUUACUACGUUUUGUGUAGCAAUCUUUAUGUUUGAUCCUCUGUUGUCAGUGUUGUGAAUAGAACUUGUUAUUUAUUUUUGCACGGUAAGGAAUCAUGAGGGACUCUGAAUAGAGAAGCAAGUUCAAAGGCUUUUAUCGUUUUUUAAGCUCACACUUUUUGAAACCACCAUUAGAGGUAAAUUUUCUUAUUUCAGUAAAAGAAUAUCGUCACAGUCGUUACAUAGCUCCACCAGCGAUAGACUAGUAAAAAAAUAAUUUAAGCAUUCAAGCUAAAGAAAAAAACGUGUAGUGUUAUAUCACACAAUGAGCAGUUGCACAUUACCUCUUUGAUGUAGCUUGUAGGAAAAGCUCUUCUAACUGGCAAGUAACUUGGCUUGUACUGACCUCCCUGUAGAGUUUACGUCCAUUUAACCAUAGCUCUCUGGUACAGAGAAAAGUUGCGACCAGAGCUUUUUUCUUCCUAACAUUCUCAACAAUUAUAUUUAUAGUGACCUAAUUGUUACCCUAUAAUCUGUUCCUGAGUGAAGUUCAUCUUUUAAUUUAAAAUGAAAGGAUAAUAUAGUGAUAAAUUUCACCUUAAAAAUUAACUUAGCAACAACUGAAGAAGUGACAAACCUAACACUUUGAAAGUGCCUAUGUGCAGGGCGUGAAAUUGCGCCUAAUACAGGCGCCAAUGCGACUAAAUUUUUCACUUUGGCGACCAAAUCCUGAAAGUAAGUCGCCAAAUUGGCGACUACAACGUUUCACCAUAACCUUACUAAGAGAUAUAGUGAAUUAAAUAAAUUUGCAAAGAUAAAUCCGCGGCAAACUUCCUCGUUAAGUUUGUUUCCAAAACGUAGCACAUGCAUCUCGAUCGAUAACUAGACGCCAUCUUGGAUUUAGAUGAGCCUGAACGUUGUAUAUCAUACAUCCUAGUGUCCACUUUGUAGCACGUUAAAGAUCUUUUCCCUAACUUAAUUUUGGAGGGUCUAUCUAGAACGCUGACAGCGUAAAGAAAGAUUUUGUUUGUCUUUGAAAAUGGCGACCAACUUUUUUUGAAUUGGCUACCACUUUGAAGAAUUUAGGAGCCAAGUGGCUAUCAGAAAAAAAAGUUAAUUUCACGCCCUGAUGUGCAUGAAAUAGUUAACGGUAUGAUACCUUUUUUAGCAACAUGCAAUAACAUCUUAAAGAUAACAGAAUACAAUUCAGUCAUUACAUAUUUACGCGCUCAUUUCAAGAAAUAAGAGCAUGCUAUGAAGAAAAAUAAUUGUUAACUUGAAUUGCUUAUAUAUAAAAUGCUGAUAAGGCUUUAAUAUGCAUUUAACAGAUAACCGUAUACUGCGGUUGAAAUCUCCCUCUGUCAGCUUUACUCAAAGUGCAUUAAAGCUGUCGAGUUUCAAGGUAUUUUGGAAAGCUGCACCAAUAUUUUCAGUUUUACUUCGUCAAACGAGUCACAUAUAGACCCAAGAAAACUUUGUGUUUACUCUGGUGAUUGCAGAGAGGUUCACAUUUAGAAGCAAUAACCAUGAACGAUGAAAGCCGAUGUCGGAAUGGGUAAUGAUGUACAUGAUAACCACAGUAACUUGCACGUAGUGAAUGACGCAAGCCAUUCACGCUUUCCUGAAGGAAAAAAAUAUAAUAGCGAAGAUUUGCAAAUAAUGAUGAAAAAGUGAAUUGCGUACGAAAACUGCCUCUAAAUCUGUUGGUUAUCUUCUACAUGUUUAAGGUGUCCUUGAUAUUAUUUAUGCCAUUUUCUCUGCCUUUCUCAAAUCAAGUUCCCGGAUGUGAAGCAUUUGAAGAUCGCGCAGCUAAUGGUUGGACACCAGCCAGGUCACGUGCCAUGUCCACUGACGUGGAGUUGGAAGAAUUGCUGUUGCAACUCAAAGAAGCAGAGACAAUUGAUGCCCAAGCUGACAUACUACAUUUUUUGUAUAAUACAAGGUACAGAGUCCUGUGUAUGUUAAAUUUUCUCGAAGUACCUAACCUUAGAGAAUAGAAUUUCUCCAACCAACACAACAAGAACUUUUCAUCCAACACAAAAUACCAAUAUAACAAAUCAAGGGCUUCUCGCUUUAUUCAUUUGUUUCUUCUAGUAUUUAGUGCAGUACAAGGUACAAGCUACUAGGCGAAUAAACAAUAGGAUUUGGGUCCCCCUACGAGGUCUGCCGCCAACCCAACCCCGAUAACAUUUCCUCUAAUCCUAACCCAACUUACUACCUUUACAAACUAGGUAUAUACAGUAGAGUACAUGUAAUAUUAUGAAUGAUAUUAGAAUAUGAGAUACGUAACUGGGGCUGGUAUUGGUUUUCCAACCAGAGGAGUGUUAAGUUUUUUGAACUUUUACCUUCUGUUUUGGAGGGAGAUUAAUUUUAUCGUUAACUUCAAAUAAAUACGAUUUGUAGAUGUUAGAAGUCUUUUGUGAUAGUAUGCGUCGAAGAACUGGUUCGAACUACUUUGUUCCUUGAUAGUAUUCCUGCUGUUUGUUUAUGUUUUUUCGCAUGUUUGUGAGUUUUAUUUGUUGUUUGGCUUUUUUUUUUUCACAAGAUGUUAAACGUGCGUUCGCCUUAGGAUUAUUAUUGCUUCUCUGUGAACCGUGGAAAUAAUUCACAGAACAGUGUGGCUCUAUUUACUUUGUUUCACUAGGGGUCCAGACUUUGAUACUCAACUUUUUGGUGAACCAGGAGUUACAGUCCAAAAACUCCUCGGAGAGCUUUACGAAAAGGUAAACUAAUUCAUCUUAGAAGUACUAUUUAAGUUACGGAGUUAGCCGUUAAAUGUUUCAAACACGGACUUGCGUCAAAGAUUAAGUCAAAGAAAACUGAUACUGUAUCCUCAAGAAACAGUCUUACACAUUUACCCAACGUUUUCCUGUUAUGCUUUUUUAUCCACAUUACCAGUUGAAACUGUCAUUUUGUUGCGUUUGAUUUCAAGGCUUGUCAAAGUAAGCUAUGGUCCUUAGUGCGUCACACCGCUGGGCUGUUGAGAAAACGAGUGGAGGAUCUAGCCGAGGUAUAUUGUUUAUCUUUAAUAACCUCCGUUUUCACGACAAGCUCAAAUUUUGUGUUCGUUGUUGCUGUUGUUAUUGUUUACCGUUCAUCUUUUUUUGUUGUUGCUGUUUAUUCUAAAAAUAUUCAAACAGCCAAGGUAUACUGUGACAUAAGACAUUGUGACCCAACUUUGGAUUCCAGAAGGGGUUAUCAUUCAUAUGCCUAUCAUUCCAAGACCUCUCCCAAUCUUGUUGCAUCCGCCUCUUGGAUCUUUUCACUCUUUUAAUGCAUGGCCGUACUUCAUUGGUCUGAGUUAAUCGCCUAUAUAUCGAUUUCAGCCCUUUUGUUGUAAAGUAUAAAGUUGUGAUGAUGUUUUCCUCUUCUCUUCACCAGGCUGCCACAGAUCUUUUAGUGCACCAGAAGCAGCUGACUGUGGGGAUUCCUCAGGGUGGACACGAAGAGGUCAUAACAAGGUGAAUCUCGACGAUGUUGUCGUAGUGCGUUUGUUUCAUUAGUUUUCAAACCGUUUGAUGCAAAAAAGAACAAAACAAGAAUAAAAACAAACUCGACUUCAAAAUGUGCUUUUGUGAAUUGACUUGUAAAGAAAGAACCUUUCUUCGGUGGUGUCUUCUCUAUCACUAUAUUGAUAAGGUUUUUACUACACUGAUAUAAUUAUUCAAUUUUUUUUUCGCGGCAGACCUCUUCCGCAAGAGGACAUGAAAAAUAUAAUUUUCAACGUUUUUGGUGAAGAUAUGAGCACUGGUGUUGUCACUCAGGUAAAAUUCCUAAAAUUUGUACGCAAACCAGUAACAGCAGAAGUACUAGAAAAAGUAAUGAAGAAAGUAUUAAAAUACAGCUAAUUUUAGCAUUAGUGAUAGUAAUAAUGAAUAAUACUAAUAGGACCGAGUGGAGUCCAAUUCGGUCUGUAAUCAUACGAGGGAUUUACAAAAUCAGACGACCGCGAAGCGGGAGUCCGAUUUGUCAAUCACAAGUGUGAUUACAGACCGAAUUGGACGACACGAAGUCCUGUUACCAAUUAAUCAUAACCAUUACAAUUUUUGAAAAAAAAAAAAUUGAGGAGAAACAUCUCCAGUAGAGACAAUGUCUAAAGCAAAAAACUUGGAAAUUUCUCAGUUUACUUUUCAGGUUGUUGCUAUGGUUAUUGUGAUCGAUUCUGUGAUUGGUGGAUUUAGCUGAGUGAACUUAGUAUGAUUGGCUGCUUCAACUGUCCGAUUACAGGUUUCCGAUUACAGCCAACUGUCUGAUUACAACUGUACAGGGUGAUUUGUGAAAUAUAAAGCAGCUGAUGUACCAAUACAUUUGAGAGAAUUGUGAUGGUUAUGAUUACGAUGAUAAUAGCAUAGAGAGUAGGAUUUUUUAAUCUUUACCGUUUGUAAACCGUCGGUUCAGUAUUUUCUCCCCCUCGACAAUUUUUUAUUCCGUUUGGGUUGUCACUUCAGCUUUGUUUUGUUCUUCAUCCCAUGUAAAAUCGUCCUUGUUCAGUUUUGGUCGAAACAGUAAUAUUCUUCUUUAUCACCAGGAACUGUUAGUUUAUCUUGGGAUCUUUGUAAGGACUGAACCGUCUCUAUUCAAAGAGAUGCUUAGGCUUCGAGUCGGCCUGAUAAUAGAAGUUAUGGUGGCUGAGUUGGCGAGAUCCAUGGAUUGUUCCGGUCAGAAACUAAAAGAGUUUUUGUCUGUUUGUGUAUUUAUAUCUUCUUUUUUUCGAACUACGGACGGUUCUCCCCCAGUGCAGCUGAACUUCUUGAUGUUCGGGCGAACUUCCGUUUACGACAAAUGACACCUCGUGCGAAAUUGAGUCUAUUUGUGUGUCUAACCUUUGCCACUCGUUAUCGAGAACUUGAUUUAACGCCAACAAUGUACUUUCCUGUUUUUUUUUUUUUUUCCGUCUGUUUACUCGAAGCACAGCUUUUCCAAUUUUUUUUUUCAACCUGCGUAGCUGCCCGUUUUGCGACAGUUUGUGCCUUACAUUUUCACAACUCCUCGCAGGCUAAUCUACAAUUGUUUUACAAGGCUUCAACAGUUUUGCGUUUGUUCGGUAACAACCGGCAGACGUUACGACAGUAAAACUGAAAGAAAAAACAAAAAACACAGCAACAACCAAACAACGACAACUAGUCACUCUGAAUAUAACAUGUCGCGUUCUAACAUACAGCCAUACGCGCCUUCCAGGUGAAGAUGCCGCUGAGUUUUUCAUGAACUUGAGCCCUUUUGAGAUGAAAACUCUCCUGUAUCAUAUUCUUAGCGGAAAGGAGUUGGUCGUUUCAAGUGGUAAGUUUAAUUUCUUGUUUUAGUCUCAGGGUUUGUGUGGAUCAUGGAAAACCUGAGUAGUCGUGGGAUUUUACAAUCUCGAUUAAAUUUUUAGUCCUGGAAUCAUGAAAACUCCAGAAGAAUGCUCAGAGAAUUAUUUCUGAGGAAACAGAAAAAAUGAAUUAGCUUGAAAUAACUGCUGAUUUUGUAAUCAAAUAUUAACCAAUUUCGAAUAGCGAUAAAAUACUAAUACAGUGUACACCUCUUUCCUUUUUGUCUAAUAAUCUUAUAUAUGUGUUUCUUUCCUUGUUUUUUUUUAUUUCUUUUUUUAUUAUUUUAAUUAUUUUGUAGAUUUGUCCUAUGACAACAAGAGCACACCAGAGAAACAGAUCUCCAUCGUAAACGUCGACCUUCCGAAGAGGGUUGGGAUCCGAAAACUUUCUAGUGCUAUUAAGGUCAGUCUUCAUUUAGAAAGUGAGAGAAUUUAUUAAUCAUUUUGACUUUGUAAUAUCUUACUCUAUUCUUCCCUUUAGCUACUUGACAAAUCGACAGUGGUUUAGCGCGGUCAGUACUCUUAUCGACAAAGAUAUUCAUCCUCACAGUGGUCAGUGUUGUCUGUAUUCGACAACGGCAAAUUGGCCAAUGAGAUUGUGACAUUACUGCCAAUUGUGGUGAAAAUUACAUUAUAAAAUAAUUGAAAUGGUACGCGCACUUUGAUUGGCCAUAAAACCAUUUUACAUGAGCGUAUGUAAACACGGUUUUCGUUCCUCUUUCAUUAGUUAUUUUAUAAAAAAAAAUGUAAAAUGGUUUUCGUGUUUACAUAGCCUGAUGUAAACACUUGGGAGGUUGGGAGAACACUCGAUAAGCUGGAAACCACUCUGCCUCGCGUCGUGGUUUCCUACGCUUAUCUCGUGUUCUCUCAACUUCCCGUGUGUUUACAUCAGGCUAUGUAAACACGGAAACCACUUUACAUUUCUUCAUUCGUGAACGGAUUUGUGGAAGGAAUUCGGUGCUCUUUAAAGAGUAUACCCUUUAGCUGCAAUGUUUGUCUCUACCAAUUGAUAACCGGUCAGCUGAGAGAUAACCAGUUCUGCAAGUUAAUAAAACUAGCAGAACUGGUUGGGAUAUCUUGUUAUCAGUGGAUCACCACCAAACCCGGAAAAAAAUAUUUCCUUGUUAUUGUCGCUGGAAAAAAUCUCCGGCAAAACUAUCUCUUAUCCAGGUAUGGUUGCUGUUCAGUUUUCUUUAAUAAAUUGGAUGCACUUUCGGUCGGCAAUACCUUCUUCAAAAAUAGGACCACGGAAAGAAUAGUUUUAAUCGGGCGCUCUUCGCUGCUGUAAAUAUUGAGGUGGGAAUUAUCACAUUCAUCUUUACAAGAAAAGGGGUUGCUUUUCAAACAGGAUAAAUGGCGCGCACAUUAGAUUUUCUUUGCACAAUGCGUUCAUGUUGGCUAGCUCCAACCUAUACCUUAGGCGGUGCGAUAAUGAGUGAUGCGAAAGUGAAGGAGUCGUCUAUUAUUUAAAUUUUUCUCUUUUUGCUUUGGUUUGUUAAGUUUCGUUUUGUUUGUUUUGUCUGGAUUGGUUGUUUAUUUUCUAUUUCUUUUAGUUUGUUUGUUUGUUCUACUUUUUGUUCCUUUUUUUUUUCGUGCUGAAGAAUCUUAAUCCAGGUUACGCUAGGCAAAAUUGUUUGGCUUUUGGUUUAUUGUCAAUAAGCAAAGGGUGUUUUUAUCAAAGCUCGUCUUGGAAGUUUCCUGGUUGCACCAUCUUUCUGCAUAUCUGUACGGCUUAACAGCACGUUUUCAUAUUUAUCAACAGAAAAUAAGCUGUAUUAAAAUGUUUGCGGGGAAACAUAUGGUAUGUUAACAAAUGAUUUCAGUUCUUCUAAUGUUAUAAGGGUGAAGGGAAAUGACAUCGAUUCAGAAAUGAAUUUUUUUGGCUCAGCUUUCUGCUUUACUCACGAGAUCUUCGCUGUAAAGGAAGCCUGAUGAACAUCAACAAUACUGCUAACAAAUAACUUCCUCUCAUCUUGCACUGUAAUGACUAACAGAAAUUUUAAAAAGGCUUAUGGAGAGCAAGUGAAAUAUUUGAUUUCCAGCGUAGAGUAGAACUCUAGUUAAACUCUCGUGUGAGCUGCGAGGACUAAUUGCAAGAAAGUGAGGAAGUUUGUGAUGGAGUCGACGAUGAUGAACAUCCAGUUAGUUCUUUUUGGUGCUUUGAUCUUUUCUUUUCUUUUUUUUUUUGUGGUUGUUUUUUUACGUUUUGUUUAUUUACGGUUAUUCAUUUACUUUUUUCAUGUGUGAAACUCAUUGCAUUCCAAACCAAGCUUUUUUCGAUAGUUUGAGUUCCUCAGUUAAGUGCUUUUUCCUCCCACAGCAGGAUGGACGGGAGAAAUUCUUUAAGUCAGGAAACUGUCAAGCAUUUCCGUGGUUCCUUUUCUACUGAAUCGUAAAUUGCAAUUCUCUGCAAGCUGUUAUAACUUUCUCUCUAAGAAACCUUGACUGCAACCAUAAGUGAAAUUGCAUUAAAGCUAACGCUAUGAUGCAAAGGCAUUAAUGCUCUAAUUCUGUGUUUGCUAUCCAAGGGGAAAAUAGAUAUUAAUGCAAUAACACAAAAUAAACUUAAAUUGAAUUAACUGAGAUGUUAAAUAGCGUUCAUCUCUUCUCAAUCCCACGUGGCUUGUCUUUUUUAUGGCUGUUAUCUUUUGAACCACGUUACCUCGCGCCGUCUUGCGCCAUUGUUUUGCAUGGUUUUGUAGUUACUUACUGUGUGUAAUGUGUAAAGGGGUAAAUUUUAAGAAAGAAACUGUGGUGCCCUGUCUGUAGGGAGGGGGGGGGUAUGAGAUGAUUCGGUUUUAUCAAUUGAGUUGAUAAUGCCAAUUAGCCACCAUAAAAAGGCUCAAAAGCAGACGUGUUGAACGUUAGUCCUCCAUCAGAGCGAAUGACGAAGGGCUAAUUCUCGAAACGUUAAGUUUAUAUUAGCAACUCAGUUGAUAAAACCAAAGAAUGUGUAAAGAGACGGAAUAACGAUUGAACACAUAUGAAAUUUGUCAGUCUCUUAUUUGUCUAGAAAGGUGAUAACUUUGAUUUUCCAUCCAUGACGUGGUACGUUCAUAACCAGUUCGAAAUAUAACGAAAACUUAGAUUAACUGAAGUAUCAUUUUGGACCUGCCAACACUGCGCGAGAAAUUGUUAAAAAAAAGUCUAACACAAUAACAACAUUAAUAACAACUAUAUUUGUUUUCGGAUUUAAAGCAUAUGAGCGGUAGAGGAUUGCUACCAUCACCUGAUCAGGAUAAGCUGGGACCACAGAAAGAUAAAGAUGACGAGGACGAGGACCCUCAGGACCGCCUUGGGCAGUGGAUCAGGCGUAGGUGCCUUGAUGGAGCUCUUAACCGAGCCCCUGAGGAUUUUUACCCCAAAUUCUGGAAAGUUCUCGAAAAGGUAUGAUAACUUGCAAAUUUCAAACUCCAAAUUUAAAACAUUUUCAUAUUUGCGAUGUUUUUCAGCCAUUUGAGCGACCUGUUGUUAUUUUUUUGCUUUUUUUUUAAUUCCUCUAGUGUCGAGGUAUGACCAUUUACAAGCAUUAUCUACCGAACACCAUGGUCUUAGAGGUAUGCCUUCGGUUGAAUCCCAUUUUCUAGUAUUAUUUCUUUAAUUUUAAGCUUUACUGCGAUUUUUGACUGGCUUAACAGGCUUAUGCACCCUACUCUAUCAGUUACGAUGCAAUUAUUAUCCAAUGGCGACAUGGCCACUCGCAUAUUUCUGGCGAUGGCGAUAACGUUAAGUUACUGAGAGUUCUUCCCGGCCUUUUCUGACAUAAUUAGUUUUGUUCUGGUUUGUCUUUCCUCCAAAGCAAAAUGUAAUGCUGUAUCCAGAGCUUUUGGAUUGCGAGGAAAAUCUGAUAAUGUUAUGCAUCAGUCAGACAAACCAAAAUUUCCUCGCCGAAACAAAUGGCAAGAUAAUAUGUCAAAUCUGCUCCUGGUCAAUGUCAAGCUUAUUGUGAUCACAGCAUUUCUUAACGCAGUAACCAUCAUUAGUCCUCUCUUAACAGUUUCGGUCGCACAAUGCUUUUCUGUUUCCAGAUGACUCCAGGAGAAUUGAAGUUUGCGUUGUGUGUGGAAGCUGCCCUGAAUCGCAUUCCAGAGCCGGAAUAUCGCCAACUUGUGGUGGAAAUGUUGAUGGUGCUGUCUCUUGUGGUUGAAUAUCAUCCAGAACAGACCCUUGGAGACACUAUUGACGUUGACGAACUUGUUUUCGAGGGCCACAGUUUGUAUCUUAAAGAUCAGGUGGGUGUAGGACAAUCUUUUUCGUUUUCUUUUCGAAGUGUUCUUCGUUCACAGUAUUAAAUAAGCCUGACUGCUAUGCGUGUUUAAGAAAAGGGGUUAGGAAGAUCAUUUUUUUAAGGACCUGAAUGUCGCGGAGACUGAGGCAAUGUUUAGGAAAUUCUUACGUUCAACGUCAAAAAUAGCCUCGGUAGAUAUUUAUGACAAUUACAAAACUGAGGACUGUUUUUUUUUUUUUUUGUCUUUUUUCUAAUGAUGAGAUGAAGUUACAUGAAGGCAGUGCGAGUAGUAACUUUUCUGCAUGCUAAAACCCGAACAUUUUUUAUGGUAGAAAACACAGAUUACUCGUGACAGUCACUUAUGAUCCUGGAGAGUGGGGUUUUUCGUUGAGAAACUAAAGGUGGUUUUACUGCAAAAUAAAUUUAGUUGAAUCUGGAUUGGUACUGAUCGAGUUUCAAAAUAAAAGCCCAACACCAAGAUAGAUAAGUGGAAAAUCAUCGUUUAUAUAUUAAGCACGGGAGCUUAUUUUGGAGUGAUUGUUGCAGAACCAACACACAACGAGUCAGAAGGAGCCAAUAAGAAUAUUGGCGACUUAUACAAAGCGGCCUGCGCCGAAGACCUAGGGACCAAAUCACAUUUAGUGUUGGUUAAAGGGUCGGAGCAAGAGCUGGCGUGGGAAUACUAAACUUAUCUAUACCAUUAUUACAUCCAAAUUUAUGUGCUUAAAAUCCAUUUUCUCGGCAUUUCGUGCUAUUUCAGAUGAACAUCAAAGGUGAUUCCACUAUGUGUUGCGCUCGUCUUCCUCAUGAAAAAAUCAGUUGUGGUGGAGCAGCAGGCAUCUGUCGAUAUUUCUACGACACUGCUCCAAGUGGACGGUUUGGAACCAUGACAUAUUUUUCACGAGUUGUCGCCAAGCGAGUCAGUCAUCUUCCACAUGAGAAUGAGUGCGUGGUUGCUUAGAAUUAGAGAUUUUUUAAUGCAAUCAAAUAAUUCAAUUUUUUGUAGUUUCUCAUGACAGAUAGUAACGUCUUUCUCCCGUACGUUAUUAUUUACUUUCUUGAAUUUACUUCUUGGAAUGUUUCAUUCUAUGAAACGUUUGCCACUCGGUUAUGUGUGAACAAUAAUAAGCGCCGGGUGUAAAGCUGUUUAAAGGGAAGGGGUAAGUUUCUAAAGAAAGUGUGGUGCUGCGCCGAUGGGAGAGUAGAGCAAAGUAAUUUGGUUUUAUCGAAACAUCAGCGUAAGAAACUCUUUACGCUGGUCAGUUUGUAUUAUCAACUCAGCUGAUUAAACCAAACGAUCAUAUAAAGCUGUUUACGUGAGUUGAAAACCAGUUGGAUGAGUGACGUUAUAUUGAUUUAGUACUACGCGAAAGAAGAGGUCUUUAAUUUAUGAUAGGGUUCCAAGACCUGUACAGAAAAUUUUUUUUCAAAUUUUGUGGAGGCUUCGUGAAAACAGCAUGGGUGACCUUUCUGAUUAUGCUCUCCCAUUCGUUUAUAUGUUUCAUCCAAGCCAAUCAGCAUUUAAGGAUUAUCGAGCAAUAUCUUCUUAUUUCAUUCGUGAGUAAAUAGCAUCACAAAAUUCUUCCACCUCUUACAAAUUACUCCUUAAUAUAUAUCAUAAGUAAAAUUUAAUUGGCUAAGUGGUGGGAAAAGGAUACUACGUUCCAGCGACCAGGUUUAUUUUGUGAUCAAAAGGGUAUUCUCUUUAGCUCUUGAUUCAUUAUCUUGACGCAGGCGUGAUCUUGUCGUGAUCAUAAUGACAUGCCUCUCGCCAGUUUAUUGGCUUAUUGUAAACAACUUUGACAGCCUCCAAAACGCGUCAGAGGAGUGUGUUUUGGUGGAGUACCAUCUGGCGUAUCAUGUUUUCAAAGCUGACGCAAUUUGCUGAAGGGAAGUUGAUUGCAGUGGGAAAAAUCAGUAAACUUUGCGCAAAGUUCAGUCGUAAAUGCUAAAUGUUUUAACAAAUCGUCAAUGCAGUUACAGCUGAACGUAGUCUCUGGCCUCAACAAUGUUCAGUGAGAAAACAUAAUUUAGUGUCUUGGUAAAGAGUUUUAACUAGGAAAUAUAAUGUGGCUGUAAAUAAUUACGCAUCUAAAAACUUUAGAAUUAAAUUAUAAGUUCGUGGUAAAUAAAAUUGAAAUACAAGUAAGGUUU